UGCAGGUCCUCGUCCUUUACGCUCACCAUGUUCCGCAACACAUACGACUCGGAUAACACGGUUUUCUCGCCCCAGGGGCGCUUGCACCAGGUCGAGUACGCGCUCGAGGCCGUAAAGCAGGGAUCUGCUGCCGUGGGGCUGCGCUCAAAGACUCAUGCUAUCUUGUUGGCCUUGAAGCGUUCAACGGGCGAGCUGGCUUCGUACCAGCAGAAGAUGUUCCGAAUAGAUGAUCAUGUUGGGAUUGCGAUCGCAGGACUGACGUCCGAUGCGCGUGUUCUUAGCAACUUUAUGCGCCAGCAAGCCAUGGGGUCGCGCAUGGUCUUCAACCGCCCUGUUCCUGUUAACCGUCUCGUGUCGUCCAUUGCAGACAAGGCCCAGGUGAACACGCAAGAAUAUGGCAGACGUCCAUAUGGUGUUGGUUUCCUUGUCAUCGGCCAGGAUGAGUCCGGCCCGCAUCUCUACGAAUUCUCUCCCUCUGGCAACUCCUACGAAUACUACGCCAUGUCAAUCGGCGCGCGCAGCCAAAGCGCGAAAACAUACCUCGAGAAGCACUACGAGAGCUUCGCGGAUGCAUCCCUCGACGACCUCAUCCGCCACGGUCUGCAUGCCCUGCGCGAGACAUUGCAGCAGGACAAGGAGCUCAACGUGAAUAACACCUCAAUCGGCAUCAUCGGCGCGCCGAGCGAGAAUGAGGUCCACGCGAAGCUGACGUUCAGGAUCCUUGAGAACGAGAAGGUUGACCCAUUCUUGAAGACGAUGAUUCCGAAGGAGACGCCCGGACACGCCGCGCCAGCCGCGGCGCCGCAGACAACGGGCGACGAGGACGUGCAGAUGGCAGGGUAAUUCAUGCAAUGUAUAAUGUAGUACUACUGAAGGUGUCUUGUUCUUUUUCGAUGGAUACAUUCGCAGCAAGAUCUCAUCGUCUCGUAACCCUGUCCAAGCCAGGUUCGCUAUUGCUAGGUGGUACGCCAUUCUUUCAGGGGUUAUCGUCCUCAGUCAAAGAUAUGCUCUGAGUCCUUGAUGUUCUUGCGAACGAACCGAACUGGCUCGGGAGGGGGUCCGGCCCUGUUCAUCUUCUUCCUCCAGUCCGGGUCGUACGGGUUCCGCAUAAUCGCGUUAUGGUCCAUCCCACCAUACGACAGAUACGCCUGCACAUGCCCCGGAUCCGGCGAGAACGCCAGAUCGAAUAUCGGGUAGCGCACAUUCGCCCCCUCCUUCUUGUUCUCCCUUCCCGGCCCCGCGUCGAACUCCUCCA
Messenger RNA from Schizophyllum commune H4-8, 1255 nucleotides. RefSeq names its product N-terminal nucleophile aminohydrolase. Gene Ontology annotation, cellular component: proteasome core complex; proteasome core complex, alpha-subunit complex; nucleus. The transcript is spliced from 7 exons. Bases 28 to 843 code for a protein of 271 amino acids. Lineage: Eukaryota; Fungi; Basidiomycota; Agaricomycetes; Agaricales; Schizophyllaceae. The record is from RefSeq and is a predicted model, not a curated record. Gene Ontology annotation, biological process: ubiquitin-dependent protein catabolic process.